This is a messenger RNA of Trichomonas vaginalis G3, 1593 nucleotides long. RefSeq names its product guanylate cyclase protein. Bases 1 to 1593 code for a protein of 530 amino acids. Gene Ontology annotation, biological process: intracellular signal transduction; cGMP biosynthetic process; receptor guanylyl cyclase signaling pathway. Lineage: Eukaryota; Parabasalia; Trichomonadida; Trichomonadidae. The transcript has a single exon. Gene Ontology annotation, molecular function: peptide receptor activity; guanylate cyclase activity. The record is from RefSeq and is a predicted model, not a curated record.
AUGAAUGUAAUUUCAACAUUUACAUCCUUAAUCAGUGAUCAAUGGCAACUAUUGAGAUUUGGUGGUUCAUCAAGCCAAGAUGUUCCUUAUAAGGGAAUGCAAAGAAUUCUCAAUAAUGCCACAAAUCAUACUCCUUUCUAUGAUCCUUUAACUCCACCAAUCUAUCUUGAUGAAAGCGCUCAUAGUUUUUCAUUUGAACAACAAAUAUAUUUAGCAAUUGCUCUCUUACGAAGAAUGACACGAAUGAUGGAACUUGGUAUAUGGCCAACAUUAAAAGAUGGCAUUAACGAAUUAUGGCAGAUUGGUCCAUUCGAAGCAUAUGAAUUUUUCUAUCAUCCAGCUGGUCAAUAUAUAAUUCCUGAUAUUCAAGCACAAAUUUUUGUUAUAGAAUCGCCAAUAAUGUUUGUUGCAAUAAUAUUAAUAAUUGUUGCUUUUCUUUUCACAAUCAUUUCUUUGGUUAUGGUUCAGGGCGAAGAAAGAAUAAUGAGAUUUGCAUUAAUAAAUUUACUAAGAUGCAAUCCAAUUCAACUUUUCCAGAAUAAGAGGAUUAUGGAUGUGUUGUCGGGAAAUUAUAGAAAGAAGAAAGAUGAUGAAAAUGAAAAGGAUAUGAUAUUUAACAACAAGGUUGUUAAUAAACUCAAUGAUAUAGUUAUUGUUGUCAAUGAAGAAAGCAAUAAAAUAAUCGGCGUAAAUAAAGCUUUCGAAGGUAUGUUCAAUAUCAAAGAAGAGGAUAUUGUUUCUACAAUCAUUGAUGAAUUCUUUACAGAAGAAAGAUUUAAAUGUGAGGGCAAAGUUGAGAAAGUUUUAACAGCACAAACUUUAUUGAUAUAUAAGGAUUCAAAAGGUAAUAAAGUCUAUUUGGAUUUCACAAAUCAAAGUGUUGCAGGAAGAACAAUUUUCAGUGGAAGAAAUCAAACUGAAACCCUGAUGCAUGAAAAGAUGAUUGCUGAUGAAAAGAAGAGGUCGGAUUCCAUGUUAGCUUCAAUAUUACCCCCAAGUUUGGUACCAAGAGUUCAAGCAGAGGAAAAGAAUAUAUCGUUCGCUAUCAAGUCUGUUACAGUUUUGUUCUUGGAUGUUGUCGAGUUUACACCAUGGUGUGGAAGCCAUGAUGCACAAUAUGUGAUGCGAAUGCUGAACAUUAUGUUCAAAGAGUAUGAUAUGAUCACUAAUGCUCAUAAGACAAUGACUAAGAUCAAAUGUAUAGGUGACUGUUACAUGGCAGCCGGAGGUAUCUUCGAUGAAGUCAAUCAACCUUCCGUUCAUGCUAAAGAAGUUGUAGAUUUUGGAUGUUGUGUCAUCAAAAAACUUCUUGAAAUCGACGAAAUAGAAAAUGAAAAACUUCGAAUCCGAGUUGGUAUCAAUACAGGAGGUCCAAUCAUUGCAGGUGUUAUUGGAACAGAAAAACCUACAUUUGAAAUACUUGGCCCUGCCAUCAACAUCGCCCAUGAGAUGGAGAGCAAAGGUGUUCCAAUGAAAGUUCAUAUCAGCAGACCUGUUUAUGAACUUAUUUAUGGUCAAAACUUCGUCAUCAAAGAACGAGGAGAGAUCGAAAUCAAAGGUGAAAAAAUGUUUACAUAUAUUGUUGAUCCAUAA